AUGUUCCUUUACAUUUUACUUUUUAUCUAUCUAUCUAUCUAUCUAUCUAUCUAUCUAUCUAUCUAUCUAUCUAUCUAUAGGUGUUCAUUUCUAUCUAUCCAUCCAUCUCCUAUUGAGCUAGCUAACAGUCUUUCAUAUCUCAGAUUUUUCUAUUUUUCGUCUUCUGGUUGUUUUAUUCCUGUUCUCUUUUCAUUUAUUUUUCUUUUUUUUUUAAUACUAAUGUCGUUUCCUCUUUUUGAUUUGUUCUUUCUUUCUUUCUUUCUUUCUUUUUACUUCUCUUUCCCUUUGUUCUUCUUUUCUCUUUGCUGCUAUCAACAUUUUAUUUACGUUCUUUCUUUCUUUCUUUCUUUCUUUCUUUCUUUCUUUCUUUCUUUCUUUGUUAACACCUUCCUAUUCCUUCUUCCUCUUUGUUUGUUUGUUUGUUUGUUUCUUUCUUUCUUUCUUUUUGCAUCCAGUUCCGUUUUCUUUUUUAAUCAGUUCCUUUUCUUUUUUCUUUUCAUUUUUUAUGAUUUUGCUGCUAUCUAUAUUUCUUUUCUUUCUUUCUUUCUUUCUUCCGUUUUUUUUCUUGUUUCAAACACAUUUCUCUUUUCCUUUUUACUUUCUAGUUUUCUUUCUGUGGUUCUUAUCCUUUUCUCUUCUUUUUUUUUAAUCUUCGUUCUUAUUUCUGUUCGCAUUUGCAAACUGGACAUCUAUCUAUCUAUCUAUCUAUCUAUCUAUCUAUCUAUCUAUCUAUCUAUCUAUCUAUCUAUUCAAAAUUAUAUUCAAGAAUAA
Messenger RNA from Acanthosepion pharaonis, 771 nucleotides. The record is from the annotation of a GenBank genome assembly. NCBI's taxonomy places the organism in Eukaryota, Metazoa, Mollusca, Cephalopoda, Sepiida, Sepiidae.